UAAGAUAGUUAUUCAUAACAUUCGUCUAUCGCUAUCUAAUCGGUAUCACUGCUAUUGAUUCAAACAGUAAUGAGCGAAUAACACUUGUCAAUUUAACAUAUGGAGCAUAUGGAGUGUCUAAAUUAAUAUGGCGAUUUUAAGGAACGCGCCAGACGCGGACGACCCUAUCAGUUAUGUGGCGAGUGCAGCAUUCCUCUGCUGCGUGUCUAUGGUGGUGCUCGGACUGUUUGGGUUCUACGCGAAGGUCAAGGUUGCGUCUAAACGGUCGAAGGAUGAGGACGUGCCUGUUGUCUGUAUCAGCGGCGCGUACAGACCGAAAAGGGACGAUUUCUUCGAAACCGGUUACGUAUCCACGCCGCCUAAAAAAAUAACUCCGGCAAUGGUGACGCUGCCUCUCAACAAUGGCGCGAUGAAGCCUUCGAAAAGCACCAACGACAUGAGGGAGCCAGAAUUUAGAACUGUUAUAUUGAACAAAAGCACGCCAGACAUUUCUUUGGAUCCUCGAGGGGCCAGUAAUCACAAUAACAGAAUCAGUGCAGAGGUAGAGCUUCGGCAUCCAAAAAAAAGUGAUGAAAAGAAUAAUAACCAGAAACUGAGUAAAAAGCAACAAAAUGAACAGAAAGCGAGGGAAAAUGCUGACCGAAAACUGAUUAAAAAACGCCAAGAUGAACAGAAAGCGCGGGAAAAAGCAGCUCAAGACCUGGCCAAGAAAGAGGCGAAGGAGAAAUUAAAACAAGAGAAGGAGCAAGCUAAACUGGCUAAAGCAAAGAAUAAAAAGACUAAAGACAAAGCUCCGCCGUUGCCGCUCAGUCCUCCGCCCCAGACAUCCACAGCACCGCCUGACUAUAUUAAUAACCUGCCUCCGAGGCAACCGACUCAAACUGAUACCUUACGAAGCGAUAUCAAUAGGAGCAGUGGUCCGCCCCCUUACUCGGAAUCACCGCAUAAUAUUCCCCCACAAGCUAGCACUAGUAACGUGAGCUUUGGUAGACCCAUAGACAACACACCGAGUAGUUGGGACUUGGUGAAUCAGCAUAGACAACAGAUGAGUCGCCCCACAGCAACCAUAGGAGGCGCGAAGAAGCAAAUGAUCAUGGACUUGCAGUACAAUAUGAAACACAAUGCCAACGAUAAAGAUAAUAGUGAAGCCUGAUGUGACAAAUCAGCUUUUAGUAUUUUAGUAAUGGAUUAAGUUUUACACAACUGAAAUAAAUAAAUGAAUUAUUGAGUUAUAGCAUAUGCCGUAUCUUAAAGAUAGUGAGAUAUUAGUAAUUAAUCCUGUAAAUUUAGGCUAGGUUAGGCUACUUUAUUUUAAGUUUUUAUAAUGCCUAUGUGUAUAUGAUUAGAAUUUUGUAAAGAAUAAAAACUUUUAAAUUAA
Molecule: messenger RNA, 1378 nt
Organism: Plodia interpunctella (Indianmeal moth)
Lineage: Eukaryota; Metazoa; Arthropoda; Insecta; Lepidoptera; Pyralidae
Product: ubiquitin carboxyl-terminal hydrolase 8-like
Exons: 3
Coding region: 128-1153 (341 amino acids)
Source: RefSeq, a predicted model, not a curated record